AUGCGCCUCCGCGGCCGGGCAAUCUUCCCCCUCGUCCGCACCACCGCCACCACCACCACGUCGGCCGCGUCUUCGCCGCCGGCGGUGCUGAGCGUCGGCCACGCGCUGCGCGAGCGCCGGCGCUUCACGGAGGACGACAUGGCGGCGUACGCGGCGGUCAGCGGGGACCGCAACCCGGUGCACCUCGACGACGCCGUCGCCCGUGAGCUGGGCGGGUUCCAGCGAGGCCGCGUCGUGCACGGCAUGCUCGUGGCGUCCCUCUUCCCUUCCCUCAUCGCCGCCAGCUUCCCUGGCGCGGUGUACGCGAGUCAGACGCUCAAGUUUGCGGCGCCGGUGUACGUCGGAGAUGAGGUGUUUGCUCGAGUCCAGGCGCUCAACAUCAGGACGACAGGGGCCGCGAACAGCAGCACGGCAAGCCGAUACAUCGUCAAGUUUGCAACCAAAUGCUUCAUGGACGAAGAGGAGGGCUCUGUUGCAAUUGAAGGGGAAGCAAUGGCUGUCCUGCCUACACUGGAGCUCAGCUCUCAGUCGACUAGCAAGCAGAGAUCAAAGAAUAGGCUGAUCAUUACUUCAUCAGCACAUAUGCCACCAGGCUACUUCCUGACAACCAUAUGUAAAUACUGGAUCCCCUGCUAUAGUGAUAUUGGAUUUUCAACCAACCUAGAAGUGCUGGAGCCGAGAGUCAUUGCCGGAUGGCUGCUGGACUUUUGGAAUGGAUGGGCAACUGAGAUCCUUGUAAUCCUGAGCCUCACGCAGCAGGUCAUCCUGCUCUUCUUCUCUGGGAUUCGCCAGCAUCAAGGCCACAGCCCCAAAAGGCUCCUUCUCUGGCUGGCAUACCAGCUGGCGGACAACACCGCGAUAUAUGCCCUCGGCAACCUCUCCCUCAGCAGCACCCUGCGCCAGCACCAGCUGGUCGCCUUCUGGGCGCCCUUCUUGCUGCUUCACCUUGCUGGCUCCAACAACAUCACGGCCUACUCCCUCGAGGAUAACAAGCUGUGGAAGCGCCAUCUUCUGACCCUUAUGGUGCAGGUCCUGGGAGCAGGGUAUGUCAUCUACAAGCAUAUCGCCGGCAGUGGGAUCCUCUUCUCGCUGGGUGCAACCUUGAUGACUACUGUCGCUGUUGCCAAGUUUUGUGAGAAGACAUGGGCUCUCCGGUGUGCCAACUUCAGCAUCAUCCGGGAGUCUGUGGAGGCGGAGGACAUGGAGCAACUAGGAAAAUGUGAUCUUUACCUCGAGGGCAAACCACCUCGAGGAGGGUUUAAAGGGAAGGUAGUCGACAAAGAAGAGUUGCUCAUGCUCCGUGCUCAUGCCGUGUUUCGUGUCUGCAAGUCUGCCAUGGUGGAUUCCUCGGAGAAUCCAGGGAGCUACAUAGUUGGCAUACUUAGAUACCUUAAGGAGAAUGAGAUGGGUUAUAUGUGGACACUGGUGGAGAUGGAGCUGUCGCUGAUGUAUGACAUCCUGUACACCAAGGCGCCCGUGCUUCACAUCCUGCCUGGCUACUGCAUCCGCGUCGUCUCGCCGCUCGCUGUGGUUGCUUCCCUUCUGCUGUUCCAGUUCUACGGCAGGGAGGGAAACAGAAUUGCGGACGUUGCUAUUAUCACCUAUGCCUUGUUGGGCAGUGCCUUCCUCAUGGAGAUGACAUCACUGCUGAGCGCAUUCUGGUCUACCUGGACAUUCUCCUUUAUUUGUGCAACACGGUGGAGUGGUCUUUGGCAUUCUGCUUUGUGUUUGGAUAGGUGGCACCGGCUUCGUCGUAUGGUCCUUUCUCUUCGCCGGCUUGCCCACAGUACUCGAAUUGCUGGCUUCUUAAGGCCAUCAAGGAGGUGGUCAGGCACCAUGGGGCAGUAUAACAUGUUGCAGAUGUGCACUGCAAAGCGUGGCUGGUUGGCUGGGAUCCUGGGCUAUAGCAUGCCGGCUGUUGGUGUUCCAGAUGGCCUGAAAGACUUGGUGGUCACUUACGUACAAUACAUGAUCAAAAGUGAGUACAUCAACACACUGGGAAUGGUCAGAGAGAAAUGGGGCACGGAGGCACUGGGGCGCUGGAAAGAGCAUAGUGGCAUUACUAUUGAUAACAAGUUUGUUGGUGCUGAGCUCCACGAGGGGAUCGUCAUCUGGCACUUUGCCACUGACAUUUUCCUCGCAGAAAGGCAGACCAAGAUCAAGGACGAGGAUAAACAACACCGUAUUGUGGAGGAAGUGCAGGCACUAUCCAACUACAUGAUGUUCCUCCUCUUCAAGCAACCUGACAUGCUACCGGGCCUUGCUCAGAACAAGCUGUACCAAUGGACCAAGAGGAGCUUGGCCACUCAGUGGAUGGACAUCAUCAGCAAUAAUGACCCCGUAUCUGGUUCUGACCUCAACCUUGCUAGCGCCCUAUACCAGAGGAAGCUCACCAGGCCUCGUGUUCAGAAUUUUCUUCUGUCGCUGGCCGAAGAACUGAUCGACAUUAACAACGCGCUGCAGCUGGUCUAUGAGGUCUGGGCCGAUUUUCUCAUCUACACGGCCAACCGAUGCAGCAGGGAGUCCCAUGCCAAGAAGCUCAACAGUGGUAGUGAGUUCACAACCCUUGUAUGGCUUAUGACAGACCACCUUCAGCAAGUGGCUGACAACAAUCUUAUUUAUGCACCUAGUGAAUAA
Molecule: messenger RNA, 2637 nt
Organism: Miscanthus lutarioriparius
Lineage: Eukaryota; Viridiplantae; Streptophyta; Magnoliopsida; Poales; Poaceae
Source: the annotation of a GenBank genome assembly